AUGGGCAAGAAAGCUGCCCCCCUCGAGGGGCAUGUCAGUGGACAGGCGAACAAGCCCUUGUCCAAACCAGCCCACAGCCUCACUGUCAAAGAAGUCGUCAGCGAGCUCAAAACGGAGGAAUGGUCUGGUCUGGACGAUAGCGAAGCCAAACGCCGCGUCGAUGAGUACGGAACCAACGAGCUGGGAGAAGCUGAGAGCGUCUCUCCCAUCAAGAUUCUCAUUGCCCAAGUAGCCAACGCCAUGACCUUGGUUCUGAUCAUGGCCAUGGCCGUUAGUUUCGGUAUCAAGUCGUGGAUCGAAGGUGGUGUCGUAGCCUUUGUCAUUGGUCUCAACAUUGUCGUUGGCUUCUUCCAGGAAUGGUCAGCCGAAAAGACCAUGGACUCGCUUCGCUCUCUCAGCUCUCCUACUGCGCGCCUCAUUCGCAAUGGCCAGCAAAUUACCGUUCCUUCGGCUGAAGUCGUUCCCGGUGAUAUCAUCGAAGUCAAAGUCGGCGAUACGAUUCCAGCCGACAUGAGGGUCUUUGACGCGGUCAAUUUCGAAACCGAUGAGGCCUUGCUGACUGGAGAGUCCCUCCCUGUACGCAAGCAGGAAGACGCCGUUUUCGACGAGGCUACUGGGCCCGGUGAUCGCCUUAACGUUGCCUAUAGCUCAUCUAGCGUCACAAAGGGUCGCGCCAAGGGCGUCGUGUUUGCGACUGGCGCUUAUACUGAAAUUGGUGCCAUCGCUGCUCAGCUCCGCGAAACCCAGUCCAAGGUUCGGCCCGUCAAACGCAAAGAGAAUGGAAAAGCAAAGCCCCAUCGCUAUCUCGAGGCAUACACGCUGACCACGACCGACGCUAUUGGACGUUUCCUGGGACUCAAUGUUGGAACUCCUCUCCAAAAGAAGCUGUCGAAGCUCGCUGUCUUGCUCUUCUUCAUUGCCGUCAUUUGCGCCAUCAUCGUCCUAGCAGCCAACAAGUUUAGCGAUCGUCAAGAAGUCAUCAUCUAUGCCGUGGCAACCGGGUUGUCCAUGAUUCCAGCCAGUCUGGUAGUGGUACUCACCAUCACAAUGGCUGCUGGCACAAAGUCCAUGGUCCAGCGCCACGUCAUUGUUCGGAACCUCAAAUCACUAGAAGCUCUCGGUGGCGUCACUGACAUUUGCUCUGAUAAGACUGGAACGCUGACUCAGGGUAAGAUGAUUGCUCGUGGUGCGUGGAUCCCUGGCGUUGGAACGUACACUAUCGAGGACUCGACCGCCCCUCAAGAUCCCACUGCAGGCAACGUUCGUUUCGGUGUAGCGGCUCCUGCCAAGAUGAAUCUCAAGGCUGGCGGUGAUGAAUGCGGUGAACUCGUAUCUGUCGAAAAGCUCGAGAGCCACAACCAUUCUGGGUUCGGCGAGUUCCUCAAGGUGGCGUCGCUGGCCAACUUGGCUGCUGUGAAGCAACAAUCCGAUGGGAGCUGGGAGGCCCAUGGCGAUCCAACCGAAAUCGCCAUUCAGGUCUUCGCCUCUCGCUUCGGCAUGAACCGUCUCGGAUUGACAAAGGGUGAUGCUCCUCAGUGGGAGGAUCUUGUCGAGCUUCCCUUCGACUCGGAUGUCAAGCGCAUGUCGGUGAUUAUGAAGCAUGCCAGCGGUAACUACUCCUUCACCAAGGGCGCCGUCGAACGCGUCAUCCAAAGCUGCACUACCUACCUGGCCGAUGGCAAGGAAGACUCCCAGCCUGUUACCGAAGAGUUCCGCCAGGAGAUUCUCUCUCAUAUGGAGGCUCUCGCCGGCCUCGGUCUGCGCGUCCUCGCCCUCGCCAGCAAGCGGUUCCCUCACGACGUAGAAAAGGGCGCAGAAGUCGAGCGCUCCACUGUCGAAUCCGAGCUUGUUUUCCGUGGUCUCAUCGGUCUUUAUGACCCCCCUCGCCCGGAAUCCGCAGUCGCUGUGCGCCAGUGCCACGAGGCGGGUAUCGAGGUCCACAUGUUGACUGGUGAUCACCCCGAAACCGCAAAGGCUAUUGCGAUUGAAGUCGGUAUUUUGCCGUCUGCCGAUCGCUUCAGGAGGAUCGGAAGGGAUAUUGCAAAUACGCUUGUCAUGACUGCCGCGGAAUUCGACAAAUUGAGCGACGACGAGGUGGACAAGCUAUCUGUGUUGCCGCUCGUCGUCGCCCGGUGUGCGCCCAGCACAAAAGUUCGUAUGAUUGAGGCUCUGCACCGCCGCGGCCGCUUCUGCGCCAUGACUGGUGACGGCGUUAAUGACUCUCCUUCGCUCAAGCGCGCGGACGUGGGUAUCGCCAUGGGCCAGGCUGGAUCGGACGUUGCAAAGGAGGCUUCCGAUAUCGUUCUUACCGACGAUAACUUUGCCUCUAUCCUCGCUGCCAUCGAAGAGGGUCGCCGCAUCUUUGACAAUAUCCAGAAAUUUGUGUUGCACGUCCUGGCGGAGAACGUGGCGCAGGCUGGUACGCUUCUCGUGGGUCUUGCCUUCAAGGAUCGGACUGGACUGUCAGUGUUUCCGCUCGCUCCCGUACAGGUUGUCUGGAUCAUCAUGGCUACAUCUGGUCUUCCGGACAUGGGGCUGGGAUUCGAACGUGCGGUCCCUGAUAUCUUGCAGCGACCGCCUCAGUCUCUCAAGACUGGUAUUUUCACCAUGGAAUUCCUCGUCGACAUGGUGGUUUACGGGCUAUGGAUCACGCUCCUCUGUCUUGCCAGUUUCGUCCUCGUCGUGUUUGGAUUCGGUGACGGCGAGCUCGGCGAUGGCUGCAACGAAACGUAUUCUGAGCAGUGCGAACUUGUGUUCCGUGCUCGUGCGUGCACAUUCGCCUGUCUGACGUGGUUUGCUCUCUUCCUUGCGUGGGAGAUGAUUGAUAUGCGCAGGUCCUUCUUCCGCAUGCAGCCUGGCAGCAAGCGCUACUUCACUCAGUGGAUGCUAGAUGUAUGGAGGAACCAGUUCUUGUUCUGGGCUAUCAUCGUUGGCUUUGUCCUUCUUUUCCCGCUCAUUUACAUUCCAACGCUCAACACGGUCGUUUUCAAGCAUGCACCCAUCUCUUGGGAGUGGGGCAUUGUGUUUGUUGAGACCGGCAUCUUCUUUGCGGGUAUUGAGUUGUGGAAAUGGUGCAAGCGUAUUUACUUCCGCCGCCAGGUAGCCAGGAGAGGAACCGGAAAGGUGGAUAAGAAUAUGGCGAUUGAGGACCGUGUUUUUGGUCGCUACUACAGUCAAGAUUCGACGGGUGCUGGUGGUGAGAAGGUUUAA
Molecule: messenger RNA, 3210 nt
Organism: Bipolaris maydis ATCC 48331
Lineage: Eukaryota; Fungi; Ascomycota; Dothideomycetes; Pleosporales; Pleosporaceae
Biological process (GO): intracellular calcium ion homeostasis; monoatomic ion transmembrane transport; potassium ion transport
Cellular component (GO): plasma membrane
Molecular function (GO): P-type potassium transmembrane transporter activity; ATP binding; P-type sodium transporter activity
Source: RefSeq, a predicted model, not a curated record